This is a messenger RNA of Nematocida minor, 342 nucleotides long. RefSeq lists its product as uncharacterized. The record is from RefSeq and is a predicted model, not a curated record. The coding region runs from base 1 to 342 and encodes 113 amino acids. NCBI's taxonomy places the organism in Eukaryota, Fungi, Microsporidia. The transcript has a single exon.
AUGAAAGUGCAUAUGAAGAUAGUACUGAUAGUAAGUAUACUACUGGCAGUGAUAAGAACAGGCAGCACACUGCCGCUAGAAGAGAGUGCAAUAGCAGGACCAAGCGACAAAAAGAUGGACAGUGUAGAGAAUACAUCUCUUUCACUGGCACAUGGUACUCAGCGGAGAAUGAAUGCAUCUGAAAAGGAUAAAGAAAUGCAUGAGCUAAAAAUAAAACUCAUCGAAAAGGUACAGCAGAUACAAGAAAAACUCGAUCUAAAGUCUAUAUAUGUUAAUUUGCUUAAACAGUUUAUGGAAGAUGGUAACUUUUUUCUUUGGGAUGAAAUUGGCAAUAGAUUCUAG